This is a messenger RNA of Prosopis cineraria, 1829 nucleotides long. RefSeq lists its product as uncharacterized. Lineage: Eukaryota; Viridiplantae; Streptophyta; Magnoliopsida; Fabales; Fabaceae. The record is from RefSeq and is a predicted model, not a curated record. Bases 125 to 565 code for a protein of 146 amino acids. The transcript has 4 exons.
GGAAACAAGCCAGAAGCAGCGUGACGCAUCAACCAAUAAAUAUCGUAUUACUAUAUAAGAUAUCCAUACCCAUUCUCUUUCUUCUUCUUCUUGUGCUCUUCGUCACAAUCCACAACAUUAAUUUAUGGCUCUUCAGUGUGCUUCAUCUCAAAUCCUAAUUCGCAAAUCUGGAUCGUUUCUCAAGUUUGCAAACAGAGAUUACAUGUCCCCACGAACUCGUUUGCCUCUCAGACUCGGAAAGGCCCCUCCAUUCAUACUCACAACCUCAGCUUCCAUCGACAAGGUGUACGAGAAUGAAUCGGAGGGAAUAGUUUGCUACAAAGACGAGAGUACUGGAGAGAUUAUUUGCGAAGGAUACGAUGAAGGGCCUCGGCUUCAACGAAUUCCAGCACCAACCUUUCCUCCAAGAGAUGCUGAGAUCAUGAAUCUUCUGCUUCAACAAAGUUUGCUUCAGAUCGUAAAAGGCAAAAAAAUGAACCUCUCGCUUCAACGUCUUUGCCUUCAUCAACACUUCAACUUCGAUGCUGUCUCGCCUAUCCCUCUUGCUGUUGUGCUCACAUUUUGACUCUCUGCGUCUCUCGACUUGGUAUUUCCCUCUUUUUGCCGCUCAAUCUUGCAAUCUUCUCUUCUUGCCUUUGCUUGGUGUCUCUCUCUCAUCGUUCUCUUGUUUUGGCCUUUUGACUUUCUUACUCUUAGAUAAUUUCUCUUCUGGCAUAGACCUUUUUUUUUUAGGCUAUAGAUGUUCAAUAUUUCAAUUUGAUGCUCACUCUAAGGAACUCAUUUUAAUUUGAAAAGUCUAAUUCCUUAUCUUAUUCUAUGAGAAUUAUAUCGGUAUACCUCGUGUAUUUUGUUUUUGGAAUUUUGUUGUAAAUUUUAAUGACAUCAACUAACAUGUAUUAAGACUUUUAAAUCUUUUAUUUAUUUUUUAAAUAAUGUGAGACAUUAAUUUAGUUGAAUUUAUCAUUAUUUGUAAUCUUUUGAGUAUAGUUUAGGAACAAAUAUGAUUCUUAACCCUUUAAUUAAACUUGUAUACAAAAAGCCUUCCAAUCAAUAUUUUAAUUUUUAUCAAUCUAGUAUCUUACACAACAAUCUGUUCUUUUAUUUUUUUUUAAAUGUUUGAAUCUAUUUUUUCUUACACAAAUUAUUACAUUUUUUUAUUAUGGUUGGCAUUAAUAUCAUGUUAUCUAAAGCAACAAAUUUUGACAAUGUUGUCUUCUUUUUAAGUAAUGAAGACCAAGCCAAUGGUUGAGAGCAAACUUAAGAAACUAAAUUAAUAAAAAUUAAAUUUAAAAGAUCAAAGUUAAUAAUUGAGAUAAAUUUGAGUGACCAAAAGUUUUAUUUUUUUUAUUUUUCACCAUUUAUUUAUUUUUUCUUUGAAUCAAAUUUUUUAGGAGGGAGACUGACAUUGAAAUUAUGAGAUUUUGAAUUUGGACCUCACCAUUUCAUUUUCCUCUGAUUAAUUGAUAGGAAACUUUUUAUAAUUAGAGUCAGUUUAUAAAACAUACGUAGUUAAAGUAAUUAUGACUAUAUUUUUUUUAAACAUAUUUUUAUUCUUCACAAUUAACUUGCUUUACUUAUCUUUUAUACAUUACUUACAUCAACAUUGUUCAAUCACACUUGCACAAGGAGCAGCAUCAUUCAUAGUCCAAAUCUUCCAAAUUUUGUUGGUGAAUUAAAAUAUUAAAGUCUUGUAUUUAUAUUGAAUAAUCUUGAGUAAACAUUUUUUAUUUUUAAAAUGUUUAAUUAAAACAUGUAUUUAAAUUUUUGAUGAUAAUAUAACAAAUCUGUGAUUUAAUUGAGAAAUCAUACAACUUUUUAUAUCAUAUAUU